Molecule: messenger RNA, 1482 nt
Organism: Emiliania huxleyi CCMP1516
Lineage: Eukaryota; Haptophyta; Isochrysidales; Noelaerhabdaceae
Exons: 3
Coding region: 1-1482 (493 amino acids)
Biological process (GO): protein deubiquitination; endoplasmic reticulum unfolded protein response
Cellular component (GO): cytosol; nucleus
Molecular function (GO): cysteine-type deubiquitinase activity
Source: RefSeq, a predicted model, not a curated record
AUGCGGUCUUGGGUCUGGUUGAGCCUCGUUGCCGUGGUCUCCGCCCGGAUCCUCCCGCUUGCCGCCUCGAGGCGGCGGCAGCAGGAUCCUCGCGAAGCGCUGCUCGCGGCGCGUGGCGGGGCCGGCAUCUUCAACUCGCGGCGGCGCAGCGACGAGGAGGAGAGCAGCUUACAGCGGAUCGUGCGAACGCGAUCGGGCUUCUACCCGGAGGUGCUGCAGGAGCUGGAGCCGCAGGUCAGCCAGCCGGGCCGCAACUCGACCUUUUGCGUGCAGCAGGUGCAGGGCACCGGCGACUGCCUCUUCCACUCGAUCGCCAUCAGCAUGGCGUACGACGACAACUGCACGCACGUCGACAUGCACGACCCGUGGCUGGACGGGCGCGUGCGCGAGCUGAGGCAGCUGGCGGUGGACACCCUCACCGCCGACCCGAACUGCUCGCUCCAUCUCGAGGGCGACCAGUCGAUUACGGCGAGCGAGCUGGUCGCGGCGGCCGCCGAGCAGUACAACAUGACUAGCGAGGACUACUGCUCGUCGAUGCGGCGCAAGGGUGUGUGGGGCGGCGGGCCGGAGAUCCUCGCGCUGGUCAACGCGAUGAAGCGGCCGAUCCACGUCUUUGAGCCGGUGGCCGCGUGCAACGGGACCGAGUUCCGGCUGCAGCUUUGCGGCGCGUUUGGCUCGCCAAAGUUCGACAAGUCCGGCAAGCGCGUGUGCAUCAUCGCCGCGGAUGACCGCUUCCCAAAGUGCAAGCCCGCCGACGUCAAGCGGCACGGCGAGGGCGGCAACCACUUCCUCGCGCUGAUCCCCACGCACGGGCGCGAGCUGCCGCCGUGCGAGUACUCCAAGCGCACGUCCGAGAGGAUGAGCGCGGCCUUCUCCUCGUACGUGGCAUGGGCCCGUGCGCCGCUUCAUCACGUCGCGCUGAUGAGGACUGGUCGGGCAGAACUCGUGCGCGUGGUCGAUGAUCUCGCCUUCUCGGUGGUGUCCGAGACGGCGUCGCUGCGAGUCGCGCGAGGGGGCGGCAUGAGCGAGGGCGGCAGCAUCUGCAGCCGCGCGCUCCCCUUGGUGACGGCAAAUCGCUUUUGCUUUCGCGGCUGCAGCUGCAGCGUCACGCGCACGCCAAAAUCAUUGGGCUUCCGCGACCCGGCUUUGCCGAUGGGCCUCGCAUUGAUGUUAGUAUGCGGCAUGCUCUCCAGGGUGAUAAAGCCUGGCUACGCGACCAUCGAGGUCGACCUGAAGCACGAGAAGGCCGCGGGCGACCGCGCGUCGGUGCAGGCGGCGGAGCGCUCGUACAUCGAGCGCACCGCGCCGAAGAAGAAGGAGCUCACCAAGGAGCAGCUCGCGGCAAAGGCCGCGUCACGCAAGGCCAAGAAGGCCCGGCAGAAGGCGCGCCGGGCGGCGGAGACGGCGAGCGCGCGGCCGCGAGCGAGGCCGAGCGCGCGGACUACCCGCACGCGCAGCUACGCGAGAACGUCGAGUUCGUGA